GAUCUUGAUUUUUGGCCUGCAAGUUGAUUCCUGCAGAUUCAGAAUCUUGUAGAAAGAAGGGGGCUUGACCCCAGCUCUUCUUCAAGCUAAGGAGGACUGUCGUCGGCUCCCCCUUGGCCAGCCCUGCUGUGGAUGGGGAAGCUGAUGUGUUCAGCUGGGCCCCACAGCAUGACUCUGGGGUUUCACAGCCAUAGUCUGGUUUGUUUGACUUGUACUUUUAUUCUUUUUUUAAAAACUACUAUUUUUAAAGAAUUUUGGCUGUGUUGGGUCUUCACUGCUGCGCACACAGGCUUUUCUCCAGUUUUGGAGAUUGGGGGCUGCUUUUUAGUUGUGGUGUACAGGCUUCUCAUUGCAAUGUCUUCUCUUGCCGCAGAGCACAGGCUCUAGGGUGAGCAGGUUUCAGCAGGUAUGGCUCGAGGACUCAGUAGUCAAGGUUCCUGGGCUCUGGAGCGCAGGCUCAAUAAUUGUGGCACAUGGGUUUAGUUGCUAAGCGGUAUGUAAGAUCUCCCUGGAUAAGGGUUCAAACCCAUGUCCCCUGCAUUGGCAGGUGGAUUCUUUACCACUGAGCUACUAGGGAAGCCCUUCUGUUUUUAUUCUUUGCGGAAGUGUUCCAUGUCCAUUAGAAAAACACUAGAAAGUACACAAAAGAAAAGUUGUUUUUUUUUUAAGUUUAAUAAUUUUUAAUAUCGAAAGAGACAGGGCAACCGACUGAAUUUGCAAUUCUUGGUUGGAUUCUAGACAGGGUGUAGGGGUUUGGGGUGAGGGAAGCCUUAAAGGCCUUACUGGGACACUUAGGGAGAUUAGAAUAUGGAGGAAUUUGAAUAUUUUAGAUAAUAGUAUUAUAUCUGUUCAAUUUCCUGUGUGUGUUCAUCAAAUUGUUACAUAGGAGGAUGUCCUUGUUCUUAGGAGAUGCAUCUGAGUAGUUUUAAGGAAUCAAGUGUCAUGAUGUUUGUAGCUAACUUUCAAGGGGCUUGACAAAACACAGGUAUGUAUGUGUGUAUAUGUACACACACACAUGCACUGCAGAUGCAGCAAGAUGGUAACAACUGGUAAAUUAAAUGAGGUAGAAAGAUAAUUCAUUGUAUUCUGUUUGCAACCUUUCUGUAGGUUUGAAAUUCUACAGAAUAAAAAUUGGAAAGUCAAACAAGCACUCUUACUCCCUCCACCGAGAGAAAACACUACCAAAAUUUUGAUGUCUGGAUUUCCUGACCUUCGAAUGCAAAUAGAGAUAGAAAUAGCUUUUUAUAUAAAUAUGUGUAAAGUAUACACAUGUAUAUAAAUGGAUCUUAUAUGCACUGUUCUGGAACUUGCUUUUCUUACUUUGUUUGUGCACUCAGUCAUAUCCGACUCUUUGUCAUCCCAAUGGACUGUAGCCCACCAGGCACCUCUGUCCAUGGAAUUUUUCCAGGCAAGAAUACUGGAGCCGGUUGCUGUUUUCUACUCCAGGGGGUCUUCCUGGCCCGGUGAUUGAACCUGAGUCUCUUCUGUCUCUUGCGUUAGCAGGCGGAUUCUUUACUACUGCACCACCUGGGAAGCCCUUUCUUUCUUGGCCUUUUGUUUAACAUCAUUUUCUAUCUAUGCCUACAACCCUACAUCAUUAUUUACUGAAGUGUUCCUCAGAACAGUGGCUUCUUGGGAUUUUCCAAUAGAAAAAGGAUCAUUGGUCCAAGCAGCCUGAGGUGGAAGCAUUGUACUUCUUCCCUUGCUCUGUCCCUGGGUUUUUCCUGCAGUAAAUACUGCAGAAAUACUUUUGAUUUUGUCAACUCAGAUUUUUCCCCCAACAUAUUUGACCAUGGAACCCAAGGAACAGCAAUUAAGAGAAGCACCCUUUAUUGAAUACUGAUCAGCACCAUCACUGUAACAGCCACAAAGGAUUCUGUUCCAUUCCAAGUGGAUGGACCAUCCUCUGUUUAGCCAGACUUCCAGUGGGAGGACAUGUAGUCAUUGCCAGUUUUUGCUAUUAUAAAAAUGACGAGUAACAUCUGUGUAUGAUUAUCUUUGCCUACCUGGUUGAAUUUUUUGUAGAAUCAAUUGCUAGAAGUCAGUGGCUGUGUUUCAAGGAUCCAUAGCCACCCACACAUUUCGUGACUCUCUAGAUAAAGACUCCCAGGGCUCAGGAUGCUUGUGCUGUUGGCUGGUUUAAAAUAGAAGGAUGCACAGCAGGACCAGCAAGGAAGAAAGACCCAGCAACUGGAGUCUGCAGGAGAUCAGCGUUCUUCCAAGUCUCCAGCGUUCUUUGCCUCGGGAAAGUGGGGAGAGGCUGCUCAGGGCACUCCAGCAGUCAAGAGUGCCCAGAGUUUCUGCCAGGAAAGAACACCUUUGACUCUAAGGCCAGGGCUUCUGUUACAUGUAGGCUUCCAGACACACAACACAAUUCCAGAUACCCCGGUCGGAAGGAGUUGUUCACCAUAAAUCACAGUGCAAACUGUCUAGGUAGUUGGUACACUAGGGCCAGUGCCCCAGGUAGGCAAAAUAGCCUCAUCAACAUAGGGAACCUGCAGGGCUUACCUGACUGUCCAGUGAUUAAGACUCCGAGCUUUCAAGAACAGGGGGCAUGGGUUUAAUCCCUGGGCCACAUGACGCACAGUGCAGCCAAAACAAACAAACAAAAAACCAGGGAAUCUUCUACACGGCAGGUUCUCAGAUGCCAGUUCAGAGCCAGUCCUACAAGCAAGCCCUUCUAAAGACAGCAACAUUAGGCCCGCUCUAUGAGGUCAUUUCUGCACAGGCUGGGCCAUUUUUGCUGACUUUUGUAGAGAAAAAGGACACCAAUACCAGUCUGAUGGCUCCUUGGAAUUCUCCCAUGAUCUGGUUUCCAUGCCUGCUCUCUGCCUUGUCCUCUCUUCUUCCCACAUGGCUGGCUAAGAGUAACCUGAAUAUGCAUCCUGCACCAAACUACCUGGCCCAGCCUCCACCUCCUCCCCCACCCCCUCCACCACUGCCCCCACCCCCACCCCCCCAACCCCCACCACCCCCACCCCAGAGUCUGGGCCCCCCCGGGCGUCCCAACCCUGGCGGGAAUGGCGUGGUGGAGGUGUACAGCGCCACAGCACCCCUCACUGGGAGUGGAACAGUAGAGAUCCAAGCACUGGGAAUGCAGCCCUACCCACCCCUGGAGGUGCCAAACCAGUGUGUGGAGGCUCCUGUGUACCCCACACCCCAGGUGUAUAGCCCUGGCAAACAAGGAUUCAAACCAAAAGGACCAAACCCUGCUGCCCCUAUGACCAGCGCCACCGGGGGCACAGUGGCCACCUUUGACUCCCCCCCAUCACUGAAGACCCGACGGACCAAAGGUUCCAGUGGACUCCCAGAAGCUGCAGGGAAGCCAAAGGCUCAGAAACUCAAGUGCUCAUAUUGUGACAAGUCAUUCACCAAAAACUUUGACCUGCAGCAGCAUAUCCGAAGCCACACUGGUGAGAAGCCCUUCCAGUGCAUUGCAUGUGGCCGCGCCUUUGCCCAGAAGUCUAACGUCAAGAAACACAUGCAGACCCACAAGGUGUGGCCUCCAGGACGCAGCGGUGGCACCGUCUCUCGCAACUCUGUGACGGUACAGGUCAUGGCUCUGAACCCCAGCAGGCAGGAGGACGAGGAUAACACAGGGUUGGGCCAGACCCUGUCGAGCGCCCCGCAGCCCCAGGCCUUGCCCACAGCCGGCGAGGGGGAGGCGGACAAGCUGGAGGCCAAGCAGGUGGUCCUCAUCGAUAGCUCCUACCUGUGCCAGUUCUGCCCCAGCAAGUUCAGUACCUACUUCCAGCUCAAGUCCCACAUGACCCAGCACAAGAACGAGCAGGUAUACAAAUGUGUGGUCAAGAGCUGUGCGCAGACCUUCCCGAAGCUGGACGCGUUCCUGGAGCACAUCAAGAGCCACCAGGAGGAGCUGAGCUACCGCUGCCACCUCUGCGGCAAGGACUUCCCCUCGCUAUACGACCUAGGCGUGCAUCAGUACUCACACAGCCUCCUGCCACAGCACAGCCCCAAGAAGGACAGCGCCGUCUACAAGUGUGUCAAAUGUGUCAACAAGUACUCCACACCUGAGGCGCUGGAGCAUCACCUGCAGACCGCCACUCACAACUUCCCCUGCCCGCACUGCCAAAAGGUAUUUCCUUGUGAACGGUACCUGCGGCGUCAUCUGCCCACCCACGGCAGCGGAGGCAGGUUCAAGUGCCAGGUGUGCAAGAAGUUCUUCCGGCGGGAGCACUACCUCAAACUGCAUGCUCACAUCCACUCAGGUGAGAAGCCCUACAAAUGCUCAGUGUGCGAGUCCGCAUUCAACCGCAAGGACAAACUGAAGAGACACAUGUUGAUCCAUGAGCCAUUCAAGAAAUACAAAUGCCCCUUCUCGACACACACGGGCUGCAGUAAGGAGUUCAAUCGGCCAGACAAGCUGAAGGCUCAUAUCCUCUCUCACUCCGGCAUGAAGCUCCACAAGUGCGCCCUAUGCAGCAAGUCCUUCAGCCGCCGCGCCCACCUCGCCGAGCACCAGCGUUCCCACACGGGCAACUACAAGUUCCGCUGUGCUGGCUGCGCCAAGGGCUUUUCCCGCCACAAAUACCUCAAGGACCACCGCUGCCGCCUCGGCCCCCAAAAGGACAAGGACCUGCAAGCCCGGCGGCCCCCCCGGAGAAGGGCGGCCCCCCGCAGCAGUAGCGGCGGUGGGCACAAGGUGGUGACCCCCCUGCCCGACCCGCUCGGGCUGGAGGAGCUGAAGGACACAGGGGCCGGGCCUGUGCCCGAGGCCGCCCCAGGCAAGCCGCCCUUCUCGGAGCCAGAUGCCGUGCUGUCCAUCGUAGUGGGGGGCACGGUAGGGGGCGAACCUGAGCUGGUAGUACCUGGGCACGCCGAGGGCCUGGGCUCCAACCUGGCGCUGGCGGAGCUGCAGGCGGGGGCCGAGGGCUCCUGUGCCAUGCUCGCCGUGCCCGUCUACAUCCAGACCUCGGAGUGAUGGGCCCAUGGUGUUUGCUCCUGCCUGAUGCUCAUCUUUAGGUCCAGAGCCCCUGGGAGCAGACCAGAGAGCCUUCCCAGGGGAAGUGAGCCAUUGGUCAAAAUCCUUUUGGAACGUCAUCUGUAAACCCUGGCCCAAGGCCGCCUCGCUGUGUCCCCUGUCCUGCUGGGAAGCCCUGCACCAUUCUGGGAUCCGAGGCAGCUGAGCCUGAGCAGGCCCAGGGUCUGGCUGGUCCAGGCUGGUGGUCAGGCUGCCUAAGGGGGAAGACAGGGCCGUCCCAUCCACCCCUCCUCUAGGCUGCCAAGGGGCAGCCUCUAAGCAAGCUGCUGAGGCCUGAGAUGGUUGGAGUCCUUAUCUGUUUGUUGAACCUUUUCACAUGCAGUUCCUCCCAGCAUCCCCAGAUGACUCUGUAAUGUAGGCAUGUAGGAGGCACUCAAGUGUCGUGGUUAGAGUGCAGCUAUCAGCCAGAUCUGGCUUCACAUCCAAGCACUGACACUUACUUGCUGUGUGACCUUGGGUAAGUCACUUCACCUCUCUGAGCCCCGCAUUCCGUAUCUGUACAAUGGGGCUUAUGACAGUACUACCUCAUAGGGCUGUCAUCAGGAUCCAGUAUGAUGAAGUGUGCAAAGAAUUUGGCAUAGUGCCCAGCACUGAACAAGUGCUGAAUAAAUGUUUUUUUAAUCAAAAA
Cervus elaphus (red deer) is the source of this 5630-nucleotide messenger RNA. RefSeq names its product zinc finger protein 341 (gene ZNF341). The transcript has 12 exons. The record is from RefSeq and is a predicted model, not a curated record. The coding region runs from base 2555 to 4942 and encodes 795 amino acids. NCBI's taxonomy places the organism in Eukaryota, Metazoa, Chordata, Mammalia, Artiodactyla, Cervidae.